AUGGAGAUAGAUGUCAACUCUGCCACAAUCGCUGAAGAUGAUUGGAGGAAUCCUAUCAUGACCUAUCUGCGAUAUCCAACUUUGCCCUCUGAGAAGAAAGUCAGAAUCAUGGCUUUAAACUACCUUAUGUGGAAUGAAGAUUUGGUCCGAAAGAGUAAGGAUGAGGUGCUUUUAAGGUGCCUCGGGAAGAAAGAAUACAUGAAAGUUAUGGGGGAAACCCAUGAAGGAAUCUGUGGAGCACAUCAAGGUGGAAGAAAAAUGUGCUGGUUAAUUAGGAGAUAUGGCUACUUCUGGCCAACCAUGAUGAAAGAUUGCAUUAACUAUUCCAAGGGGUGUGAAUCUUGUCAAAGACACGGCCCAGUCCAGCAGGCUCCAUCAGUUCCCAUGAAUCCAGUGGUAAAACCAUGGCCCUUUAGAGGAUGGGCAAUGGAUCUUAUUGGCAAGAUCUAUCCAGCCAGCAGCCAGCAGCACUGCUUUAUCAUUGUUGCCACAGACUACUUCACCAAGUGGGUGGAGGCCAAGGCUGUUAAAUCCACUACAUCUCAAGAGAUCAUCAUUUUCAUAGAAGAACAGAUUAUCCAAAGAUUUGGCAUCCCAGAAUCAAUCACAACUGAUAGAGGAUCAUCUUUCAUAUCUAGAGAAAUGCUGGACAUGGCAGAGGCAUUCAAAUUCAGACUGCUCCAAUCCACUCCUUAUUAUGCCCAAGCCAAUGGACAGGCAGAAUCAAGCAACAAAGUAAUCAUCAACAUUAUCAGGAAAAUGCUUGAAAAGAAUCCAAAACAGUGGCAUGAGAAGCUGUCAGAAACUCUGUGGGCAUAUAGAACUUCAAAGAGAGAAGCGACUGGCAUGACUCCCUACGCGUUAACCUACGGUCAUGAUGCAAUUCUGCCUAUGGAGAUAGCUGUUCAGUCCCUCAGAAUUGCUCACCAACAUGACUUAGUAGGAGAAGACUACUCCCAGGCCAUGCUGCUGGAACUGGAAGGAUUGGAUGCAGCCAGAAUUGACACUCUCAACAAACUCCUGGCAGGAAAACAGGCUGUAUCAAGGGCCUACAACAAAAGAGUCAGGAACAAGAGUUUUGAAGAAGGGGAGAUAGUCUGGAAAGCAGUUCUGCCCCUUGGAACACAUGUGGCUGGUUAUGGAAAAUGGUCACCUACAUGGGAAGGUCCUUUCAUAAUCAGCCAGAUCCUUGGAAUGGGGGCAUAUAGGUUGCAGGAUAGGGAUGGAGAAGUUCAUACGGCCCCGAUCAAUGGCAAAUGGUUAAAAAAGUUUUAUCCAACCAUGUGGGAUUCACAGGCUGUACAAACAGACCCGGGGAUAGACACAGGAGUUAACUAA
Molecule: messenger RNA, 1338 nt
Organism: Prunus armeniaca (apricot)
Lineage: Eukaryota; Viridiplantae; Streptophyta; Magnoliopsida; Rosales; Rosaceae
Source: the annotation of a GenBank genome assembly